UUCGAAGAGAUCAAAGAACUCUCGAACGAAUUGUUGAAUAUAAACGAAGCAGCAGAUGAAAUCUUGUUGUUAGACGAUGAAGACAGUCAAAAAAUUCCUUUUAGGAUUGGACAAACAUUUGUUCACUUUGAUAGUGUAAGUGUUCUAAUUAUUUUUGCUUUUUCAUGCAUAUAA
Haemonchus placei is the source of this 174-nucleotide messenger RNA. The record is from the annotation of a GenBank genome assembly. NCBI's taxonomy places the organism in Eukaryota, Metazoa, Nematoda, Chromadorea, Rhabditida, Trichostrongylidae.